Knipowitschia caucasica is the source of this 900-nucleotide messenger RNA. The record is from the annotation of a GenBank genome assembly. NCBI's taxonomy places the organism in Eukaryota, Metazoa, Chordata, Actinopteri, Gobiiformes, Gobiidae.
AUGAGGGACCGGCUGGCGGAGCUGCGUCACAGAGCUCAGGACGACGAAGAUGAAACUGACAGCUCCAGUCCGUUCCCAGAGGAGCAGGAUGACGAGGACACAGUGGUGGGCAUCAUCACUCCAGAGGCUGUGGUCUUUGAGGCAGACUCCACAGUUACAAAUCUACUGUCUGACAUCCAGCAGAUCAGAGAUGACAUCACAGCACUGGACGUGGAGGUGGUGAAGUUCAGCCAGCAGCAGAAGUCUCUGGUGGCCACAAUGCGUCGCUUCAGUGUGAUGAAGAAGGAGAGCAGCAUCACACGAGACAUAAAGCUCCAGGCUGAGAGCAUCCACAGACGGCUGGACGCUCUGUCCAAGCAGCUGCAGAAGACGGAGGAGCUGGGGGCCGCUUCAGUCACAGCUCGGAUCCAGAGGACUCAGCACGCCGCACUCUCACGCAAGUUCCACCAGGUUAUGCGUCUGUACAAUGAGAGUUUGCAGAGUAAGCAGGAGCGCUGCAGACACUUCAUUAUCCGUCAGCUGGAGGUCUCUGGCCGCGAUGUGACGGAGGACGAGGUGAACGAGAUGGUGGCGUCGGGGAAGUGGGAGGUUUUCAACGAGAACCUGCUCAACGACGCUCGAAUCACGCGCUCGCAGCUGUCGGAGAUCGAGCAGAGACAUAAGGAACUGCUGAGCCUGGAGAACAACAUGAGGGAGUUGAGGGACUUGUUUAUGGACAUAUUUCUGGUGGUGGAGGAACAAGGCGCCUUCAUCGACCACAUCCAGACCAACGUGGAGAGGACUCAGGACUACGUGGCGGUCACUAACGAGAAAUUCAAACUUGCCGCACGAUACAAGAAGAAAAACCCUCUCCGCCGUCUGUGCUGCUGCUGCUGCCCGCCGUGGAGAUGCUGCUUUUAA